UAAAUACCAAAAAUUAUACGAAGUUAUACGAAAAAGUUGAAAAUGAAAUUUUCGCAAUUAUAUAUUUAAAAGAACUAAUAAAUAUAGAAAUAAAAAAUUUAAAAAUAAAUAAAAUUGAAUGCUAAAAUGGGAAUAACUAUUUUAUUUAUUAACAAACUAUUUAAAGCAUAUAAAUAAAUAACAUAAUUUUCGAAAACUCAAAAAAUAUUAGUUUUUUAUUUUCCACAAAUAGUUAUGAAACAGAAGAUAAUACAUAUACUUUUUAAUAAGAUUUUUGUUAAAUUUCUGAUUCUAUUUUCCGAAAUCUAGUUUAAUUAUAAUUCCCUGUUAUAUAAAUUUAACAAUCAUAUUCUUAAAAUUUUACAUAAAAUCUUUUUUAAGAUAUUUAAACAUCUGCAAUAAAUGGAGGUGCAAUUCUUUUUAAUAAUACAUCAACAACUUUACUUCAAUAAAAUUUCUUUUAUAACUGCGUUGCUAUAAAUGGGGGUGCUCUUGCCUUUUUAUAAAAUAUUGUGAAUUUCAAAUAAUAAAUAAUUGAUUCUAUUUUCGAAAAAUGCAAAGCAGAAAGCUCCGCAGGUGCUAUAUUUAUCGAAAAUACAAAUUUGUAAAUUAUUAAUACUACUUUUUCUUUAAACACUGCAUAUAUAGGAGGUGCAGUUCGCUAUUUUGAAUAAAUGCCAUUAUUUAUAAAAUAAAUGGUAAUGUAAAAUCAUUUAACAAGUGUUUCUUUUUUAAAAAAUAAAGCUGAAUUAUAUGGGGAUGAUAUAGCUUCUUUUCCUAUAAAUAUAGAAAUUUUAUUAGAUAAAAAAGAAGGAAGCGAAAUGGAAUUAAUAGAAGAAGAAGAUAGUUUAAUAACAAAAUAAGAAACUGAGAAAAAAGUAAUAAAAAAAUACACUUUAAAAAACUUCAAAAGCGGACAAACUUUAAGCCUUUAAUUUAAACUAAAAGACCAAAAAAAUUAAAACAUAAGUUUUUCAGUAUAAAAAGUUUUGAAUAAAGAAUAUCCAUUUUAAAUAGUAAAAGAACUUCAAGAAUAUAAUAUCAAAAUAAGCCCUUCUAAUGAAAAUGAAAUUAAAAUUUUUGGUCAAUAUAUAACUGAUUAUUAAAAGUUUGAUGAUAAAAACUACCUUUUUUCUAUCAAAGAUUUAAUGGUAGUAUCUAAUCCAUCGCCUUAGAAUUUCCUUUUAGUUGAAUCUUCAGCUAUUUAGAGACUUUAACCGUUUUUUUUAGAAUAAGAUCUUAUAUAUAAUGGUCCUUAUUAUACUAAAAUUUCCAUUUAAUUUUCAGAAUGUUCCAGUGGUGAAAUAUACCAAAAGUAAGCCCAAAUUUUCAUCUGUUUGGAAUGUAAAGAAGGUACAUAUUCUAUAGGAAAACCCUCCAAAGAAAACUACGAAAAAGAUACUUGUAAAAAAUGUCCGUUUUAAGCGGAAAAAUGCUAUCGAGAUUAAAUCUUAUUAAAACAAGGUAUUUGGAGAAUUUCGAAUACAACUGAUUUACUUAUUGAAUGUAUAAAUGAAAAAAGUAACUGUAAUGGAGACUAUUCCACUUUUUAUUGUACACAAGGACAUAUAGGGCCUUUAUGUGAAGAAUGUGAUGUUUAUGGAGUCUUAUGGGAUUAAAGAUAUCAAAGAAAUAAUAAUUUAGAAUGUAUAAAUUGCCAAUCUAUCGAUAAAUGGUAUUAUUUAAUUCCAAUUUUUUUUUUUUAGCUUGGUAUUGUUGUUUAUAUAAUAUUAGCUAUCAAAAUUUCACUUUAAAUAAGUAAAUUUAUAGCUAUUGGAUAUUAUAUGAGAAGAUUAAAUGUUUUAAAUAUUUAUAAAAGUGCAUAUAAAGAUACAACCGAUAUGAAUAUGAAGGCAUUAGUAAAUUAUCUAUAAAUUACUUAGUUUGUAAAUACUUUUGAAUAUUAACUUCCAAGUUUUAUGACUUUUUUACCAAAAUAUUUAGGCUCUCCAAUAAAAAAUAUAUUAUAUUCUUUCGAUUGUUAUUUUACUCAGUAAAAUUCUAAAAAAGAAGUAUAUCCAAUUGUUUUUGUCAGAAAUACAUGGAGUUUAUUAGUUCCUAUUUUUUAUUUAGUUAUAAUUUUUAUAAUUUAUGUAGUUUUUGUUAAAAUAAAACUAUUUAAACAUAGAAGAUCUUAUAUGAUAAAUGGAUUUGUUUUUAUUAUUUUUUUUUUAUAACCAAAUCUUACUUAAGUUUUUCUUACUAUGAUGUCUUGUAGAAAAAUAGGAAUUAAAAAAUAUAUUUUAUCUGAUAUUACCUAUGAAUGCUAUACUGAUUUACAUUGGAAAUAUAUAGCUAUUAUUUGUUUUCCUGGACUUUUUAUAUGGGCAUUAUUCAUACCUAUUUUUAUUAUUAAAAUAAUUAUAAAAAACAAGGAAAAAUUAGAUUAUGCUACUAAUAGACAUAGAUAUGGAUUUUUAUAUUAAGAUUUCAAAUAUUAAUAUUUUUAUUGGGAAUUUAUUAAAAUAUAUAAAAAAUUAUUAAUAGUUGCUACUUUAAAUUUCUACGAAGGACCAUAUAUGAAUAAAUUAAUUAUUAUUUUGGUACUUUUUUUAAUUUAUUAAAUACUUUUGAAUAAAAAAUAACCUUAUUUAAUGAAUUAUUUUUAAUAAUUAGACAAAAAAUCAAUAACUAUAAUUAUAAUCCUAAUUUUAAUGAAUAUCUUCCUUUAUAAUGACCCUG
Ichthyophthirius multifiliis is the source of this 2682-nucleotide messenger RNA. RefSeq lists its product as hypothetical. The annotation marks the transcript as partial. The transcript has 3 exons. The record is from RefSeq and is a predicted model, not a curated record. Lineage: Eukaryota; Ciliophora; Oligohymenophorea; Hymenostomatida.